GAGGUUGCCCCCGCCCCGCAAUGGACUUGGACCCCUGUGCAAGCAUGCAGGUCGGGAUGCGGGUGGUGCGCGGCCUGGAUUGGAAGUGGGGCAAGCAGGACAACGGCGAAGGGAACGUCGGGACCGUGGUAGAGAUUGGCCGGCAAGGGAGCCCGACGACGCCGGACAAGACCGUGGUGGUACAGUGGGAUCAAGGAACCCGCACCAACUACCGGACGGGGUUCCAAGGAGCAUAUGACCUUCUGUUGUAUGAUAAUGCACAAAUAGGUGUCCGGCACCCCAACAUUAUCUGUGAUUGCUGCAAGAAACACGGGAUCCGUGGGAUGCGCUGGAAGUGCAAGAUCUGCUUUGAUUAUGACUUGUGCAUGCUGUGCUACAUGAACAACAAGCACGACCUCGCCCAUGUGUUUGAGCGUUAUGAAACUGCCCACUCGCGACCAGUCACUGUGACCCCACGGCAGAACUUGCCUCGCGUCACCUUAAAGGGGACUUUUCAAGGAGCGAAAGUGGUCCGGGGCCCCGACUGGGAAUGGGCUAACCAGGAUGGGGGCGAAGGCAAAAUCGGGCGAGUCAUUGACAUCCGUGGCUGGGACGUGGAGACCGGCCGAAGCGUGGCCAGUGUCACGUGGGUUGACGGCACCACGAACGUGUACCGAGUCGGGCACAAAGGAAAGGUGGACCUGAAGUGCGUUGUGGAAGCGUCUGGAGGCUUUUACUAUAAAGAGCAUCUCCCUAAAUUAGGGAAGCCCGCAGAGUUGCAGAAGAAGGAGAGCACGGACAGGCACCCGUUCCAGCACGGCGACAAAGUGAAGUGUCUCCUGGACAUCGACAUCCUGCGAGAAAUGCAAGAAGGACACGGGGGCUGGAACCCGAAAAUGGCCGAGUUCAUCGGCCAAACAGGCACCGUACACAGAAUCACCGACCGGGGAGACGUAAGAGUGCAGUUCAAUAGUGAUAUCCGCUGGACCUUCCAUCCGGGAGCUCUGACCAAGCUCAACACCUUUUGGGUCGAUGACGUUGUCCGGGUGAUAGAUGACGUGGAGACCGUCAAGCAGCUGCAGGUGGGCCAUGGGGAAUGGACGGACGAGAUGGCCACGACCCUUGGGCACAUUGGCAAGGUGAUCAAAGUCUUUGGAGACGGGGACUUGCGGGUUUCUUUCGCGGGCCAGUCCUGGACCUUCAACCCUGCCUGCCUGACGGCCUACCAGAGAGAAGAGGACGCUAACCUCAUGACGAUCGAGGAUGCGAAGGAAUCUAAAAGCACCUUGCUCUCCGUGCUGGGAAGGCUGCUCUCGCAGAAAGUGGAAUUGGACAGCCCGGGCCGCCUGGUGAUCGAAGCAGCCCACGGAAACGUCAGCAAGGUCCGGGACUUGGUUCAGAAGUUCUCCGACAAGGUCGAUAUAAAAAACCAGGGCAGGACGGCACUGCAGGUGGCCUCUUACCUGGGCCAGGUGGAAGUGGUGAAGAUAUUGUUGCAGGCUCAUGCCAGCAUCAACCUACGAGACGAAGAAGGGGACACGGCCCUCCAUUAUGCAGCUUUUGGAAACCAAGCCGAGGUGGUCCGCGUGCUUCUCAGCAAAGGCGCCAGUCCGGACCUCUUGAACAACGUCAAGUGUACGGCCCUGUACAUCGCAGUCAACAAAGGCUUUACGGAAGUUGUGCAGGCCAUGUGCGAGCACAACUGUGACGUCAAUUUGCCGGAUUCAUACGGCGACACCCCUCUCCACUAUGCCAUCACCGCCGACUUCAAGUGCAUCAUCGAGACCCUGACAGAAGUCCCCACGAUCGAUUUCACCAUCCCGAACCGCCAAGGAUUCAACCAGCUGCACCACGCAGCCCUGAAAGGGAACAAACUAGCCAUCAAGAAGAUCCUGGCAAGAGCCCGGCAGCUGGUGGACGCCAAGAAGGGAGACGGCUUCACUGCGUUACACCUGGCCGCCCUGAACAAUCACAAGGAGGUGGCUGAGAUCCUUAUCAAAGAGGGUCGCUGCGACGUGAAUCUCAAGAACAACCGCAACCAGACGCCCCUCCACUUAGCGGUCACACAGGGCCACAUGGAGAUGGUGCAGCUGCUGGUGAGCGAGGGGUGCGACGUCAAUGCCGAAGACGAGGACGGCGACACGGCCAUGCACAUCGUCCUGGAGAGGCAGAACCUGAUGGCCAUCAUGGCCGACGAGCAGCCGGACGACGAAGGCAGCCUCUUCGCCAAGCUGCAGGCUUCCGGUUUCCUGGGCAAUGUUGAGCUGAAGGUGGGGGCCGCCAUCGCAUGCUACUUGGCGCACGAAGGGGCCGACGUCAACUACGCCAACCACAGGGGCAAGUCCCCCCUCGACCUCGUCAUGGACGGCAGCAUAGUUCAGCUAAUCAAGAACUUCUCACAGAAAUUCAGGGAUCGGCGAGAUUCCUCAGAGGGCUCCACAGUGACGUGCAGCCUGCGGCGGGUCCACACGACCCCCAACACCAUGACCAACCUCAGCGUGGCGAAGGUGGCCGCCCCCUCGGAGUGCCUGGUCUGCUCGGAGCUGGCCCUGCUGGUCCACUUCUUCCCCUGCCAGCACAGCAUCGUGUGCGAAGAGUGCUCCAGGAGAAUGAAGAGAUGCAUCAAAUGCCAAGUGACGAUAACCAAGAAGUUGAAGCAAGACAGUACAGAAGUGGAGGGCAGCCCCUGCUCGGAACCCACCGGCCAGCAAAAACUCAUGGAGGACCUCCAGAACCGUUACCGGCAGAUGGAGGAGCGCAUCACCUGCCCCAUCUGCAUCGACAACCAAAUCAAACUGAUCUUCCAGUGCGGGCACGGCUCGUGCCCGGAGUGCAGCGCCGCCCUGAUGGUGUGCCCGAUCUGCCGGACGACGAUCCGCGAACGGAUCCCGAUCUUCGUUUGAGGGCGGCUCCUCGGCUUCC
Euleptes europaea (tarantolino) is the source of this 2901-nucleotide messenger RNA. RefSeq names its product MIB E3 ubiquitin protein ligase 2 (gene MIB2). Gene Ontology annotation, cellular component: cytoplasm. The transcript has 18 exons. Bases 21 to 2882 code for a protein of 953 amino acids. Gene Ontology annotation, biological process: protein ubiquitination. Lineage: Eukaryota; Metazoa; Chordata; Lepidosauria; Squamata; Sphaerodactylidae. Gene Ontology annotation, molecular function: protein binding; zinc ion binding; ubiquitin-protein transferase activity. The record is from RefSeq and is a predicted model, not a curated record.